Messenger RNA from Necator americanus (New World hookworm), 687 nucleotides. RefSeq lists its product as uncharacterized. Gene Ontology annotation, molecular function: phosphatase activity. Bases 1 to 687 code for a protein of 228 amino acids. The transcript is spliced from 7 exons. The record is from RefSeq and is a predicted model, not a curated record. NCBI's taxonomy places the organism in Eukaryota, Metazoa, Nematoda, Chromadorea, Rhabditida, Ancylostomatidae.
AUGAAAGUCACUCAUGUAAUUUUUGACUUCGACGGUCUUCUCGUUGACACCGAACCAUGUGUUAAAAUAGUACAUACGAAGCUACUUUCCCGAUACGACCGUGUUUACACCCCAGAGAUUGCAUCACAUGUGAUGGGUCGAAAAGAAGUUGAAUCAAUUAGUUGGCUUCUUAAGGAGCUUAAAAUAGCUGAUAAAAUCACACCCGAACAAUAUAUGAACGAGUACGACUCGAUGUUGACGGAAAUGUAUCGUCAUUGUAAAGCGAUGCCUGGUGCGGAACGAUUAGUGCGCCAUUUUCACAAAAAAGGGAUCCCGAGUGCAAUAUGCUCAGGUUCUCGCAAAUCAAUGUACGGCCCACGACGUGAACCCCAUAAGGAGUGGUUAGAUCUAAUACCGCUACAGGUAUUCUGCGGCGACGAGCCGAACAUUAAACGUGGAAAGCCUUACCCAGAUGGCUUUUUGGCUACGAUGGAUAGGUUCCCAGUGAAGCCCUCUGAUCCUUCAAACGUAUUGGUUUUCGAAGAUUCGCCGAAUGGUGGACGAGCUGCAAAGGCUGCUGGUAUGAAAUGUGUGAUGGUGCCAAACGAAAAACACCGUGAGGAGGCGAUGCAGAUAAAUGUCACUAAGCUGCUGAACAGCCUCGAAGAAUUCUGCCCAGAAGAGUUCGGUCUUCCUGCAUUUGACUAA